AUGUCCUGCACCACCGCGUCCCGCACCUUACGGCCACUGGUCUCGCGGCCAAUACAACUGCAAUGCGUUUCUGGUGGUAGAGGUCCUGUGCGGUCCAAAGUCCAGCUCCUGCGGUCUCCUGCUCGUGGCAAGUCGACAAGGGCGGGGAGGUCCUCGAAGGAUGCAGCUGCGCAGGCACCGACGCCUAGUGGACAGGCAGCUCAUGGACCGCGCACCGUGAGCUCGCUCGAGCAGGAGACCCUGCCCUGGGCGGACUAUCUCGCUAUUCGAAAGCAGAAGCGGAGAUGGGAGACGGCCAUGACAAUCCCGCUCACCAUCGCUGGGUUCGCGGGAGGCGUUGCAUACUUUGGGAAUCAGGAGGUGGAUCCGAACAAGCCCAUAUUCAAUCUUGACCCCAUGGUUGUCUAUGGCUUCGGUACUCUGGGUUGUGCUGGUACGCCUAUCUCUUACACGACUCAGACCGCAUUUUCACCAUCUGCAGCAUUGGGAUACCUCUUUGGGCCAAUUGCCGGCUCUUCAAUAUGGCGCAUGACGCAUAGGCGAUCGAUGAAGCUCAUUGAAGCGCGCGACCGUGAAUUCCACAAGCACAUUGUCAAGAACCGUGUCGACCCCACUGCGCAAAGCGCGACGAAUCCCGUCCCUGAUUUUUAUGGCGAGAAAAUUGGCUCGUUGCAUGGCUAUCGCCAGUGGCUAAGAGACCAGGCAAAGUAUAAGCGAAAAGCGUAUCUGCCAGAGGACGGGGACGCAAGAUAG
Fibroporia radiculosa is the source of this 753-nucleotide messenger RNA. RefSeq lists its product as uncharacterized. Gene Ontology annotation, biological process: protein import into mitochondrial matrix. The record is from RefSeq and is a predicted model, not a curated record. Bases 1 to 753 code for a protein of 250 amino acids. NCBI's taxonomy places the organism in Eukaryota, Fungi, Basidiomycota, Agaricomycetes, Polyporales, Fibroporiaceae. Gene Ontology annotation, cellular component: PAM complex, Tim23 associated import motor. The transcript has 5 exons.